AUGAAGGGCUACCGCGACGGCCGGUUCUCGAGAGGAUGGCGGCGGAUGCGCGUCUGGGCGCUCGGCGGCGUCACCACCCUGGGGCAGGCGCUGGCCUACGACCGCGCCUUGUGCGGCCACAGCCUGGACCAGCGGGAGGAGGUCCGCAGUCCGCACGCUCUCCUGCGGCCACGUGAUCCACUUCCACCUACGCAAGGGUCCCAAGUGCGGGAGCAACAUCGACGAGUGGCUCCGCGAGAACCUCACGCGCUGCCCGGCCUGCUGCAGGACCGUCCACCCCAUGUUGCUGUGGAAGGCGCCGCCGACAUUGGCGCCACUGUGCCACUGCCAGCGCAGUCGGCGCCGUCGUCGACGUCGACGUCGGAUUUGGAGGCUCAGGAGCCGCGGCGGUUGGCGUUGGAGCAGGGGCCACCGCGGCAGCUGGCGUUGGACCAGGGGCGACGGCGGUAUCCGCCGUCGAUGCGGUUCCAGGAUGAGCUACUGUUUGUGUUGCCGUCGCAGUAA
Miscanthus lutarioriparius is the source of this 504-nucleotide messenger RNA. Lineage: Eukaryota; Viridiplantae; Streptophyta; Magnoliopsida; Poales; Poaceae. The record is from the annotation of a GenBank genome assembly.